Messenger RNA from Cercospora beticola, 1357 nucleotides. RefSeq lists its product as uncharacterized. The record is from RefSeq and is a predicted model, not a curated record. Gene Ontology annotation, biological process: peroxisome fission. Lineage: Eukaryota; Fungi; Ascomycota; Dothideomycetes; Mycosphaerellales; Mycosphaerellaceae. Gene Ontology annotation, cellular component: peroxisomal membrane.
GCCCAGGCUUGCAGCAUGCAGCCUCUCCACUUUCGGUCGAGCGGCCGAGGUUAAACAGAUGGGAUUAGAUGAGAUCGGAUGCUCGUUGCGCGCGACUCUCCUAGUCCCGUCAUCCAUCUCUGCCAACUACGACCUUACCCUUCUCCAAGCUACAGGUCGUUGAUACAAUACCGUUCCAUUAACACACCGUAUAUACAACCAUGUCCGAACCAGCCUCACAGCCAGGAGCUCCAGCCGAUGGAGCGCAGAAGCAGGACUUCCCAGCUGCCGACAAGAGUGUCGCUAAGGAAGUGCAGAAGAAGGUGCCGGCCCAAGUGAAGAGCACUCUGUCUGGGCCAGACCGCAUCAUUCUGCGAUUUAACAAACUGCUUGCCUCACCUGGCGGCCUGAGCUCUUUCCUCUCGACGUUCAAUUACACUUUGUACCUGCUUGCACACCUGGACGCAAAAGCGACGCCAUUGAAGGAGAGGCUGUAUGGCCUGCUGAACCAGAAGUUCACUCCGCCGCCACCGGGCCAGCCAUCCCCCAUCGCAGCGCUCGGCUCUCUCCUCUCGGCGACGCGAACCACUCUUCGUCUGUUCGGGCUGUUGCCCCUCUAUGCCUGGGCUCGUCAACUGGCGCACGGCCCUAAGCCAGGACAAGACCAAGUCCUGUAUGCGACUGCAGCGACGCAGUGCGCAUUGUACAUUACCUUCCAGUUCCUCGAGAACGUGGCACUUUUGACGGAUAGCAAGAUCCUGCCCGCACAUCUCACAGCACGCUGGACAGAGAAGCAUGGCGGUAAGGCAGCCGCGAUAUACACAACUGCAUACAGAGCCUGGUUCCUUGGGUUCAGCUGCGACUUUGUCCGCCUCUUCCGAGAGGCGCAGCUCGAGAGGCAGAGGAGAGACGCACGCAGCUCGGUGGAGAAGAGCUACGGAAGCACCGUGAAGGAGGAUGCGAAGAAGGAUGCCCAAUGGUACGCGGAGCUCAUUGUGCCACUGGCUUGGUUCCCAGUCGGCUUCCAGUUCUCUGCCUGGAACGAGAGCGGCUUCCCAGGCUUCAACUUGGGUCUCAUGGGUGCGGCUGGAGCUCUUGCAGGACUUGGAAAGACAAAGGCCUUGUGGGAUGCAACUGCGGACGUCUAGAGCACGGCACACGAGAAAGCGUACGGUGACGGUGAUAUGCAGGAUCGGAGGAGGGAACAAUCUGGGAGGGACAGGAGUCUGCCGGACAGAGCACGGCAAGGCAAAGAGUGAUGAAAUGUACAGUCUGUGAUACCAUUUUCAAUAUGUAUGAGGCGUUCAGAAGACUCAGCUGCGAUGCUGGCACAAUAGUAGUAGUAAGCUCCAAUCCAGAAUGCAUGACCUUUCACGAG